GUCCAGAGUAACGUGGUAUCCUGUUCCUCCAGUUCAUGAGAGCGUGUCAGUGCGGGAUUCAGUCUGUUACUCGGCCCAAGACGCGGUUAGAGUUGUCAUUCACAAAAUCAAGCUUUUAUAGUAUGCCGUGUGAAGUUGCUGCUCGCUUCUUGAUAUUGUAUGGAUCUCAGCGUGGUCAGGCUCAGUCUAUAGCCGAAGAGAUCUGCCAACAAGCAGCCGAACAUGGGUUUACAGCUGACAUCAACUGUCUGAGCAACCAGCACAAGUACAACUUGGAUAGUGAAAUCCAGCCAGUUGUUUUUGUGGUUUCCACGACCGGUGAUGGUGACCCCCCGGACACAGCUCAGAAGUUUGUGAGAAAGAUCAAGAACAAAUCUCUGCCACACAACCACUUCUCCCAUCUGCAUUAUGCACUGUUAGCUUUGGGAGACACAAACUAUGCAAAUUUCUGCAACGGGGGCAAGACCAUUGACAGCCGUCUGCAGCAGCUUGGUGCUAAACAUUUCUAUGCCACUGGGCAUGCAGAUGACGGCACUGGACUUGAAGUAGUGGUGGAUCCUUGGAUUGAGGGACUCUGGGACGCUCUGAAAAAAACGUUCUCCAGCAUGGCUACUUCAGAUCAACAGGACACUGACCUUAGUGACUGUACACAGGACAAUUUUCAUAAAAAUGCAUCUGGCCAGGAAAAAUAUAAGUCGGAUCUAGAAGUUGAUCUUCAUCUUUUAAAGCUGAGUGAAACAGACUCACAAAAAGGAAAAGCGAUUACAUCUGACAGCAUUGAUGUAGAGACUCUUUCUACAGUGUUGGUUGCAUCUCUGAAGCAAUCGGUACCACCGUUGUCAGAGUCUGCUCUUAAUGUUCCUGCACUUCCCGCUUCAUAUCUGGAGGUCCGUUUGGAGAAGGUGUCAACUGAAGGGGAGACAGUCCCAUCUGAUAAAGACGGUUAUCAUGAGGUGUCCAUUUCAAAAGCAGUUCAAUUAACUCAAGAUGAUGCAGUGAAAACUGCCAUCUCACUGGAGCUUGAUAUUUCGGAGCAGAACCUUGCUUAUCAGCCUGGAGACGCCUUUGAUAUUCUCUGUCCAAACAGAGCCAGUGAAGUUGAGGAGUUGCUGCUCAGACUGGAUCUGCAAACACAAAAGAAUUGUGCUGUUCAGGUCAACUUGCUUAAAAACAGCAGUAAGAAAGCAGCAAAAAUUCCUCUUCGCAUCCCACAGAAUGGCUCUUUGCAGUUUAUUCUCACCUGGUGUUUGGAGAUAAGGCGCGCUCCAAACAAAGCUUUUGUGCGAGCAUUGGCGGACUUCACUCAGAACAGUUCAGAGAAAAGAAGGCUUCUGGAGCUGUGUAGCAAAGAAGGCUCAGCAGACUACAACAGCUUUGUCAGGGACGCCAACGUAUGUUUGCUGGAUCUGCUUCGGGCCUUCCCAUCCUGCCUACCUCCACUCAGCCUUCUGUUCGAACAUUUGCCAAAGCUUCAGCCCAGAGCCUAUUCUGCUGCCAGCUCCAGCCUUCAGCACCCUGGGAAAGUUCAUUUCGUGUUCAAUGUUGUGGAGUUACCUGCACGUCCCGAGCAUCCGGCGAGGACGGGGUUGUGUACGGGCUGGCUGGCUGGUCACGUCUCCUCAAUCUUGUGGCCCCUUGGGACGGUACCGGCUUCAGAGCGUCUAGGCACAUCAGCCCAGCCGAAGGUACAUGUCAGGCCUCGUCCCAGCAGCACCUUCCACUUACCAGCCGACCUGUCUGUUCCUGUAGUGAUGGUGGGUCCUGGGACAGGUGUGGCCCCCUUCAUUGGAUUUCUUCAACAAAGAGAGAAAGAACGUGAAGCGAACCAGGAAGCAACUUUCGGAGAGACGUGGCUCUUUUUUGGAUGCCGCCACAAAGACAAAGACUUUCUUUUCAGAGAGGAGUUGGAGAGAUUUGCGCAUAAUGGAACCCUGAGCCAUCUGAUCGUGUGCUUCUCCAGAGAUGAGCCUGAUGCAGCGGGAACCAUUAACAGACCAACAUAUGUCCAGCAUAACUUGAGUCUCCAUGCUAAAAAUGUUGCCAGCAUCCUCAUCAAAGACAAAGGCUCUCUCUAUGUCUGUGGGGAUGCAAAGAACAUGACAAAGGAUGUGAAUGACACACUGUUGGAGAUCAUAGGAAAUGAACUUCAAAUCGAUAAACUGGAUGCUAUGAAGACAGUAGCAGGACUUCGUGAGGAGAAGCGAUAUCUACAGGACAUCUGGAGUUAAGAAACUCAUACAGAACACAAAUAAUCGUAAACAGAUGUGCAAGCUACUUUUUGGCCCUUUUAUUUCUUAUCCACACAACAGGUGCUAUUGAGUGAUAGCCAAAUUCAUUAACCAACUGCCUUUCAACUGCCUUAAGUCUCAAGGCUUUUUCCCUUCUUUUCAAGUAUUUUAAAAGCUUUUAGUAAAUUAUCUGAAGGUACGGUUAAAAACGCUUAGAUUAGAUAUGUUUGGUCAAAACUUUUGACUGUGCCUUUUUAUGCAAUUAUUAAAGAGGAGCCCUGCAUAACCGUUUCAUUCUUUGAGGACCGUUUCUGUACGUUUAGAUAAAGCUCAGGUAAAAUAUGCAUAAUGCAUCAGACUCGGCAGGCAGGAGGAUGCUAGACAUGAGAAACCAAAACAUGACAGACUGGAUGGGAAAACUGUCAGAAGCUGCCAAAUCCAGGAUCAUCGGCAGCAUUUCCGUGUUUUUCAAUUCCAACAGUUUUUUUAAGAUUAGAGAGGAUACUCUAGAGUCAUCCAUUUUCUUCCCAAAAAGCAUUUUGCCAUUUAGGUUUGAAAUUCACCUCAGGUACCCACAGCAAUUAUACUGGUCUAGAGAGUUGGUGAGUCUAUUGUUAUACCCCAAUAUUUUGUUAAAGCUGUCGGGCUAAGAAAACAUUUUAAUGAAAAGUCUUUAACAUGAUACCUGUACUCACUGUAAUUAGUCCAAAAUAAAAUGCAUACUAAAAAAGAAAAGUAGUAUUUAACAGACUGUCAUUUUAUGGCAAGGGCUGUGUAACAAUUCUUCAUAAAUGUCUAAUUUUGAGUACAUAAUAUUCACUGUUCAUUAUUUGUAUUUUCUUUG
Messenger RNA from Sinocyclocheilus anshuiensis, 3072 nucleotides. RefSeq names its product 5-methyltetrahydrofolate-homocysteine methyltransferase reductase (gene mtrr). Lineage: Eukaryota; Metazoa; Chordata; Actinopteri; Cypriniformes; Cyprinidae. The transcript is spliced from 15 exons. Gene Ontology annotation, molecular function: flavin adenine dinucleotide binding; [methionine synthase] reductase (NADPH) activity; FMN binding. The record is from RefSeq and is a predicted model, not a curated record. Bases 36 to 2228 code for a protein of 730 amino acids. Gene Ontology annotation, biological process: homocysteine metabolic process. Gene Ontology annotation, cellular component: cytosol.